AUGCGACCAUCAACAAUAGCGAGCCGCAAAUCCAUUGCCUCGCCCAAGGGCGAAGUGAUUGCGAUGACGAGUGAUAAGCGAGGUCAUUGGCUCAUCGCCAACCACCACGAGUCCGUCGCUCAUCUAUAUGCCAUGCCGUCUCCCGUGAAGACGAGCGAGACGACAGAGGCUCAUAUAUCGACUGUCUCUGAAUUCAAAGAGGGCGUGAAGAAUCUUCAAAGAACAGCGAAAAUGCAAAACUGUACAUGUGGACUUUUGCCUCAGUUUGUCAUGGUCGUCGUCCUCGCUUUCUUCCUAGCCCUUGUCUCUGCUGCAAACCAGCGGGUCCUCGCUCAGAGCAACCAUCCGAAGGCCUCCAAUGUCUCCACCCCAAUAAUGACUGGUGUUGACACCACCUCUCUCUCUCCAGCCGCUGUCUAUAAUGGAUCUUACACUUUCGCGGAUACAUCCCAUAUUAGACUUCGCAUUGCAAAUGGUGGCGCUGGUCAGAGUGGUCUUGUGCAAGCUCUUGGAGAUGCCUUCAUCGAUUAUAUGGUCAAGACCCAGAAAGUCGCGCCAUUCCAGGUCGGCUGGUACUUAGGUGACACGACGCAAUCGUUGGAUUACAUGGCAAAACGGCAAGCAGACGUCGCAAUCACUUACAACGUGGCUGCGGAAAAUGCUUCGCUCGAUUCUGGUGUAAGCGUCGAUCGCCAGUACGGAUUUCGUGACCAUUUCGUCUUCGUUGGCCCACCAUCGAACCCAGCGGGCAUUUCUUCGUCAGACACGAUACUCCAGGCUUUCCAAAAGAUUGUCAAGACCGCGACGGAUACGACUGCAUCGAACCCAACGCGAUUCCUAAGCCGUUUCGACAAAUCGGCGACGAACAUCAAAGAGUCAGAGAUUUUCAUCGCCAUUGGCCAAGUACCCUGGAGCUACGCCUAUUCAACGUGGUAUCACCAAUAUCCUCGCUUCCCACUUCAAGCUGUGGCAGCGGCAGCCACUCUGGGAGAGUACACGCUUACGGAUCGAGGGACUCUGUUAUCUUCGCCAGCAUCAGUCACGAAUGCGUUGACCUACUACAUCUGCUCGUCCGAUGACGAGUCUGAUCGGCUGCUUAAUCCGGCGCACUUUUUUGCGGAAUGCGGUCUCACUGGAUGA
Mycena indigotica is the source of this 1140-nucleotide messenger RNA. RefSeq lists its product as uncharacterized. The record is from RefSeq and is a predicted model, not a curated record. Bases 1 to 1140 code for a protein of 379 amino acids. Lineage: Eukaryota; Fungi; Basidiomycota; Agaricomycetes; Agaricales; Mycenaceae. The transcript has 4 exons.